CCUGGGCGGCCCUGGCGCGAGCCCGGGCGCGGACUACGACUCCCGCCAGGCGCCGCGGCGUAGCGCAUGAGCCCUGUACAACUCCGGCGCGUCUAUUAUGCUGCCGGGGCCGGCGAGCCAAAGAGGAGCCGGCCGCGCGGGCCGGGAGCAGACGGCGCUGGAGCCGCCUAGGCCAAGUGCCUGAUUGGGCCCAGCAAUGGGAUGCCAAGCCUCUACGAGGAGCGCCUCUUUGAGCUGCUGCUGUGACAGCAAGUGACUAAGCUGCCAGAGGAUGUCCACUACUACAGCGGCUGCCCCCACGGGGAUCCCGGCUGUCCCGGGCCCUGUGAACCCUCCCCCACCUGAGGUCUCCAACCCCAGCAAGCCCGGCCGAAAGACUAACCAACUGCAGUACAUGCAGAAUGUAGUGGUGAAGACACUCUGGAAACAUCAGUUUGCCUGGCCUUUCUACCAGCCUGUGGAUGCAAUCAAGCUGAACCUGCCUGAUUAUCAUAAAAUAAUAAAAAACCCAAUGGACAUGGGGACUAUCAAGAAGAGACUAGAAAAUAAUUAUUAUUGGAGUGCCAGUGAGUGUAUGCAGGACUUCAACACCAUGUUUACAAACUGUUAUAUUUAUAAUAAGCCCACAGAUGAUAUAGUGCUAAUGGCCCAGGCCUUAGAGAAAAUCUUUCUGCAGAAAGUGGCCCAGAUGCCUCAGGAGGAAGUUGAACUAUUGCCCCCUGCUCCAAAGGGCAAAGGCCGGAAGCCAGCUGCAGGAGCCCAAAAUGCAGGUUCACAACAAGUGGCAGCUGUGUCUUCGGUCUCCCCAGCAACCCCCUUCCAGAACAUACCCCCCACCGUAUCCCAGACACCCGUCAUUGCCGCCACCCCUGUACCAACCAUCACUGCAAAUGUCACGUCAGUUCCAGUCCCCCCACCUGCUGCACCACCUCCUCCUGCGACACCCAUCGUCCCUGUGGUCCCUCCCACACCGCCUGUAGUCAAGAAAAAGGGCGUGAAGCGGAAAGCAGACACAACUACACCCACAACGUCCGCCAUCACUGCCAGCCGGAGUGAGUCUCCCCCGCCACUUUCAGAGCCCAAGCAAGCCAAGGUAGUGGCCCGAAGGGAGAGUGGGGGCCGCCCCAUCAAACCUCCCAAGAAGGACCUAGAAGAUGGUGAGGUCCCACAGCAUGCGGGUAAAAAGGGAAAACUGUCCGAGCACCUGCGGCACUGUGACAGCAUCCUCCGGGAGAUGCUGUCCAAGAAGCAUGCUGCCUAUGCGUGGCCCUUUUACAAGCCAGUGGACGCGGAGGCGCUGGAGCUGCAUGACUACCAUGACAUCAUCAAGCAUCCCAUGGACCUCAGUACAGUCAAAAGGAAGAUGGAUAGCCGCGAGUACCCAGAUGCACAGGGCUUCGCUGCUGAUAUCCGGUUAAUGUUCUCAAAUUGUUAUAAGUACAACCCUCCAGACCACGAAGUGGUGGCCAUGGCCAGGAAGCUCCAGGAUGUGUUUGAGAUGAGGUUUGCCAAGAUGCCCGAUGAGCCCAUGGAGGCGCCUGCGCUGCCCGCUCCCACAGCCCCCAUCGUGAGCAAAGGGGCUGAGAGCAGCCGCAGUAGUGAGGAGAGCUCUUCAGAUUCAGGCAGCUCAGACUCAGAAGAGGAGCGAGCCACUCGGCUGGCUGAGCUGCAGGAGCAGACUGGCUGCGGAGCCUUCCAGGAUCAGCUGUUGAAUGUCUCCUCUGUGCAGCUGAAGGCCGUGCACGAACAGCUGGCUGCCUUGUCUCAGGCCCCAGUGAACAAACCAAAGAAGAAGAAGGAGAAGAAGGAAAAGGAAAAGAAGAAGAAAGAUAAGGACAAAGACAAAGAGAAAGAGAAGCACAAGGCCAAGUCCGAGGAGGAGAAGAAGGCCAAGGCAGCCCCAGCAGCCAAGCAGGCCCAGCAGAGGAAGGCUCCCACCAGGAAGGCCAACAGCACGACUGCAGCCAGCAGACAGCUCAAGAAGGGCGGCAAGCAGGCGUCUGCAUCCUAUGACUCAGAGGAAGAGGAGGAGGGCCUGCCCAUGAGUUAUGAUGAAAAGCGGCAACUUAGCCUGGACAUCAACCGGCUGCCUGGCGAGAAGCUAGGACGUGUGGUGCACAUCAUUCAGUCUCGGGAGCCCUCUCUUCGGGACUCAAACCCAGACGAGAUUGAGAUUGACUUUGAGACCCUGAAGCCAACCACGCUGCGGGAACUGGAGAGAUAUGUCAAGUCUUGUUUACAAAAAAAGCAGAGGAAACCAUUGUCAACAAGCGGGAAGAAGCAGGCAGCCAAAUCGAAAGAGGAGCUAGCUCAGGAGAAGAAAAAGGAGCUGGAGAAGCGACUGCAGGAUGUCAGUGGACAACUGAACAGCAAAAAACCCACUAAGAAAGAGAAGUCCAGCUCAGCUCCCUCAGGAGGCCCGUCAAGGCUCAGCAGUAGCAGCUCCUCUGAGUCUGCGAGCAGCAGCUCCAGUGGGUCGAGCUCCGACAGCAGUGACUCAGAAUGAACUCAGACUGGGACAGAGCUGGACAGAUGGACGUGGUGCACGCCAGCGCAGUGUCCCCUCCUAUGGUUAAUAUACUUUCGUUCCAUGGUGUGCAGGUUUUCUUUUACUUCAGUGUUAAUGAUCUCUUCCAGCUGUGCUCUAGUAGGGCGGAGAGCCUCACACAUGCACCAGACCCACGAGAGGGCCGCGCUCCGCGGGGGAAAUGCCUUUGCAGCUCCGUUUAGUUGUUUGGAGACUGCGCCUGGGAUGCUAACCUGAUGGCCAUAGACACGGUGGGCUGGAGGCGUGGCUGGACCUGCCCAAUCCCUCCUCAGGCCCAGCCUCUCCCUUAGUAACUUGAAGGAAGCCUUGCAAGGGUGUUUCUCUGGAAUGGGUUCCUCGUUUGAAAGCUGUUAGAACACUAACAAGCAGGUUACUUCUCUCCGCAGGGGCUGGACAGAUGUCUCAGCCCAUGGGAACCAGCCUGGGCCCUAGUGGAGGGUCCUGGGAGCUGCAGACCAGAGCCUUACAUCUCUGGGUUGGGUGUGGAGGAAGAGGGGUGCUGAGUUUCCUGGUCCUUUGACUGUGUGUGCAGUGUGCAGAUUUUGGGACACCGAAACUUUUACCUCAACUUAAGGGAAUAAAAACAAACAAAAAAAAGAUUAAAAAAAACUUUUUUGUAAGUUCAUCCAUUUUCUACAGAAGUCCAGCCCAGCAUCCCCACUUUGCUAGUGCUGCCCGGCUGCCACCGCCUAACACUCUGAACCACCACCCCAGUUUUAUGUAUAUAUAAAUACUUUAUUUAUUAACAUCAUUGGUCAUUUUUUAAAAAAGAAAAAAGAAAAAAAAGAAGAGAAAAACCCGUAAAUAAGUGCAUUGAGAGGAUGCUGUUCUCUGCGACAAGGAGACAGGCCCAUGGCGGUGUGCCCCUGGUGCUGGUGCUCAUCACGGCUGGCUUCUCUGGGCUCAGUGGCUGAUUUUUUUUGUUGUUGUUGUUUGUUUUAAUGAAAUGUGGGGACUCUGCAAGCGUAGACACCCUUCAGCUGCAGCACAUCUUCGUCUUAUAUUAUCUGUUCAGUUUUUUCUUACUAACUUCUGGUCUUUUAAAAGACAUCAACGGAGGAACCUCGGUUCUUCAACACAAGCUUUUUUGUAUGUAAGCUGAGAGAAAAGUCAUGUAUAUCAGGCCUAGGUCUUGACAUUUAAUUUUCUAUUGUAAAAAGGAAUAAUAUACAGAGUUUAACGGAAGGUCCUGUUCAGUUUGUUGUUUUGGGGGCUGCCGAAUGGCUUUGGAAUGCAGGCUCAGCCUGGAUUAUCUCUGAGCGUUGGGGCCUCAGCCAGGAGCGCACUGGCCAAUCUCCCAGGCCUGGAAGCACUUGCCACUGCAGUGUGCAGAGGCUCGCCUUGACCUUUCUGCUUUUGACACGGGUCCCUGUUCAAGAAUUUCCAGUUAGCCCCAGAAGAGACUGGUUCUCCUGACCCCCACCCGAGAGCUGCCGAGUGCAGGGCCUUGUGUUGUGUGGUUUUACUUCGGGUGGGGAUGGUUCUUGCGGUUUCUUCCAUUGCUUCUAGGCAUAGCCAAGGACUCGUCCCCACCAUCCCUACAUGGGAGAUAUUUAAAGUUUCUAAAGUCCAUCCCACCAGCCCUCCAUGUGCACAGGCAGUGGGUGUCAAGCUUGGGAAGUGGCUGGCUGGCUGGCUGGCAUAUCUAGACGCCUGGUGAGUUAUCAGCCAGUUAAACUUGUAAGCCAGUUUUGUUUAUAAUAAAGAUAUAAGUGGAUUUUAAGGUUCCAUUUUUUUUAAGGUUACCCUUGUUUUUCAAAGGUAUUUUUUAAACAGAUCUUUAAUAGAAUAUUUAAGCUGUGACUGUAAGAAAUAAACAAGAGUAAACUGACAGACCUUCCUUCACAUGGGUCUCAGUGGUGGCCUACCAUGACAGCUUAGCUGGUGUGCCUAGGCAGGGCACACACAGUGCCUGGGCACAUGUAGAGUGAUUGCCCCUGUGAGCUGCUAGGCAAGCAGAUUCUGGCUCUGAGGUGAUGUCCCUGCAGCAGGGUGGUGGUACAGAGCUGGGCAUGGGGUGGAGGUCUGGCAUUCCUGUGGCUGUGGUCCCUACUAAACAGCCUUGGUCAUUGGUGCUUUUAACUUUUUUUUUUUCUUUUUGUCCAGACUUAAAUUGUUUUGUCUUCAGAGUUUUGGAGGACCCCGGUCCCCACAACUGCCAUCCCCUUCUGUGAGUUACAUACAGGGACUUAGACUGUCCUGUGCAGAGGUGGAGGGCAGCUGUCUGCAGGCUUCCUAGAGGUCACAUGCCGGGCUGGGGUGGGCACUUGGCAGAGUGCUCGGGGUUCAGACCUCCACAGGCUGAGUAGCUCAGCUUGCUUACAGACUGGAGACAUUUUCUUGUGUGGUUUUCUGGGUUUUGUCCUUCUGCAGCUGUCAUGGCUUUACAGUCACUUGGGAAAUGCAAGCCCACUGUUAAAGCUUUGUCCUGUUCAUCACUGUCCCUGCUCCUGGCAUAACACUUCCAGAAGCUUUCCUUUUUUAUAUAUAUAUCUAUAUCUAUAUAUAUAUAUUUAAAACUUUUCUUUUCUGUAUGAUGUGCAUGCAAGUUUACCGUAACUUUUCUUAAACUUUUUAGUGCCGUUUCUAGUAUAUUCCUGUAAAUGUCAGUUACUGAAAAUGAGUCCAUUGUAAGUAGUUUAGCUUGUUUUUUGCAAUGCCGGCCUCAACACCACAGAGUAAAAAA
This is a messenger RNA of Mus pahari (shrew mouse), 5234 nucleotides long. RefSeq names its product bromodomain containing 3 (gene Brd3). The transcript is spliced from 13 exons. Bases 272 to 2506 code for a protein of 744 amino acids. Gene Ontology annotation, cellular component: chromatin; nucleus. Lineage: Eukaryota; Metazoa; Chordata; Mammalia; Rodentia; Muridae. Gene Ontology annotation, biological process: chromatin remodeling; regulation of DNA-templated transcription. The record is from RefSeq and is a predicted model, not a curated record.